CUUCCUUCGUGUUAACUAACAAAACCUAAAAAAGCUAUUUAAUGGAGUCUGAGAAGAACAACACAAGAACAGAGUCGACUCCGAGACAAAAGACAACAUGAAACCAGAACUUCCUGGGUUUUAUUACGACGAGGAGAAGAACAGAUACUUCCCCAUUAAAGGCCCUAUCCCUGGUGCAAAAGCUUCUUCAUCUUCAAGAAGCCAACAAAAACCUGACCCAAAGCCUGAACAGGAAACAAAUUAUCAGAAGAGAACAAAACUAAAGGCAUUGAAGCUAGUUUAUUCCCGAGAGUUAAAUGGCAAUGUUGUUCCUGUCAAUAAGAAGAUGUCUAACUUCAAGGAGGAGAUUCAAAAGACACAAGCCUCUUAUCCUUUGGUAUGGAGAUACGAAUCAACAAAACACACAGGCGAUGCUGCUUUGAAACAGUUUCAGGUUGAUGUACAAACAUCUGUGGGCUUGACCAGAAAGAACAUCCUAGUAGCUGGCAGUUCUAGUGGUUGCUUGAGCAUAUUGAAAGUUUCCAAAGCUAAACAAGUAUUCGAUGGUGGAAUCGACUGUGAUCCAGUUUCUGUUCUUCCCCUCAAAGAAAACAAUGCAGAAGAAAGGGAAGCACCUUGGUUUGUAUGGAGACCUGCACAACCUUAUCUAGCCUUAUCUACUAUAUCUUCUAUUCAGUUGAUUGGAAGAUAUGAUGAUGCAUCUGAAAACUCCAACCCCGUAAAUCGAGCAUUGAUAACUACACUAGGAUCAACUGGUCGUGGGUCGGUUUUUAUAUUAAAUGUUGCUGAUGAAAUGAACAUACUUACUCCACGAAGCCUCCAAGGGAAUGUUUCCUCUGAGUGUACCAUUUGGACAGCUGAUUGCAAUAUACGUGGGAGUCAUGCAGCUAUUGGUACCGACUUAGGAGCCGCUUCGAUUGAUUUGGAAACAGGAGCAGGUUCAUACUUUCUCCGAAGCAAAAGCGAUGUUCUUGCGCUACAAUAUCAUCAAUCGGGAAACAUUGUUCAGUGCGGACUCAGAAAUGGAGCCAUUGUGUCAGUUGAUCUACGUGAGAGACCAGGAAGACCGUUUCCAAGGCUCACUAGACACCAGAUACGAUAUCAGUCAUCAAGUAAAACCGGUCAAACUACUAAAAAUAAACAAUGGUUUGAGCUCCAAGGAAACAUAAAUCCGUCUCAUGUAAUCUAUAUGCCGUCAUCUCUUACGUGCCUGAAGACACUCAAAACUUCUGAUCAGUACUUAAUGGCAAGCUCCAUGGAUGGAACAAUCAGAUUAUACGAUCAACGCUUGGUUAAGAGAGGGGUCGCUGUACAGACAUAUGAAGGACAUGUAAAUUCUCAUACUCGCAUUGAAUUUGGCAUCGAUCCGACAGAAAAGUUUCUUUUAUCAGGAGGAGAGGACUGCUAUACUCGCAUUUGGAGUAUCAAAUCUGGUCAACUGUUGUCUGAAAACAAAUUCUCGGACUCUGUCCCUUCAGUUGUGUGUUGGUCUACUGAUGAAAGGCAAAAAGACCGAAAAGAUAGCAUUAUGUAUGGGGCAUGGCUUGGAUCGCACGAAUCAAUAUUCAACGUGUUGUAAGAUGUUAACUGUUUAGCAAGAAGGUUCUAAGACAAUGGAAGCUGUUGCUUGUUAUUCAUAUUCAACAGAAGGUAGCAGAACCAUGAUCUUGAAGAUAGAAAGAUCCUUUUUUUAGCCUUGUAACAGUAAUUAUAGAAUCAGGUUUUUUGAAAUUGUAAAGAAGACAAAAUUCUUCAUUUCUUUUAUGUUCUCUCUUCCAUCUUCAAUGCUAAUGAGUUAUGGGAGAAGCUGUUCAAUCAAACACUGGAUUUAGUUAAGCAA
This is a messenger RNA of Camelina sativa (false flax), 1840 nucleotides long. RefSeq lists its product as uncharacterized. The record is from RefSeq and is a predicted model, not a curated record. NCBI's taxonomy places the organism in Eukaryota, Viridiplantae, Streptophyta, Magnoliopsida, Brassicales, Brassicaceae. Gene Ontology annotation, molecular function: protein binding.